UAGUGUACCAAACGGUAACACACUGAAUCAAGCAGUGUUCAUUUGUGGAUGUUGUGUUUUCUUUCGGAAAUUUCGCGUUGAACAAUCUCGUAAAUAAAUUGUCGAAUGGUACCGCUAGCGCCAUCAAUGGAGAGUUUGGCGAACUAUGGCGAAUUUCUAUCUAUAACCUGCAAGAAAAACAACGUGCGUGAUAUUAUUCGAAAUUGUUGAUUUUUUGCGUUAAACAUGGUUCGAAAGUUAAAGUAUCACGAGCAAAAAUUACUCAAGAAGGUCGAUUUUAUCUCUUGGGAAGUUGACAAUAAUUUACAUGAAGUUAAAGUGCUUAAGAAGUAUCAUGUCCAGAAACGUGAAGAUUACACAAAAUAUAAUAAACUAUCACGAGAAAUAAGAGAAUUGGCAAGGAAAAUCAAGGAAAUUGAUCAGAAACAUCCAUUUAGGACAAUUUCAAGUGCGCAAUUAUUAGAAAAACUCUUUUUGCUUGGCCUAAUCCCAACAAAAUGGGAUUUGAGUCUUGCAGAAAAAGUCACAGCUUCCUGCUUUUGCAGAAGAAGACUUGCAGUUGUUAUGGUUCGAAAUAAAAUGUCUGAGAAUAUUAAGGGAGCAACUAAAUUAAUAGAAAUGGGCCAUGUGAGAAUUGGACCAGAGCUAGUCAAAGACCCAGCAUUUCUUGUCUCUAGAACGUUGGAAGACUUUGUCACUUGGGUUGACAGUUCAAAGAUAAAACAACAUGUUAUGGAGUACAAUGGGCUUAGAGAUGACUUUAUAUUGUAAGGCAAUAAUCUAGAAUUAGUUUAUUAUAAGUUUAUAAAUUGUGAAAUAAAGUGAUUUCCUUUGUUUACAA
This is a messenger RNA of Dalotia coriaria, 841 nucleotides long. RefSeq names its product U3 small nucleolar ribonucleoprotein protein IMP3. Gene Ontology annotation, cellular component: Mpp10 complex; small ribosomal subunit; small-subunit processome. Bases 226 to 771 code for a protein of 181 amino acids. The record is from RefSeq and is a predicted model, not a curated record. Gene Ontology annotation, biological process: rRNA processing; ribosomal small subunit biogenesis. Gene Ontology annotation, molecular function: snoRNA binding; rRNA binding; structural constituent of ribosome. The transcript has 4 exons. NCBI's taxonomy places the organism in Eukaryota, Metazoa, Arthropoda, Insecta, Coleoptera, Staphylinidae.